Ctenopharyngodon idella (grass carp) is the source of this 1059-nucleotide messenger RNA. Its product is annotated as SLAM family member 5-like. The record is from RefSeq and is a predicted model, not a curated record. NCBI's taxonomy places the organism in Eukaryota, Metazoa, Chordata, Actinopteri, Cypriniformes, Xenocyprididae. The transcript has 4 exons. The coding region runs from base 13 to 840 and encodes 275 amino acids.
CACUUUUCUAAGAUGCUCACAUACAUGUGCCUAAUUUUGCUCUUCAUUUGUGUGAAAGGUGUGUCUGUUGUUGAGACAGAUGAAGUAAAGUCAGUAUCAGUGACGGAGGGAGAUUCGGUCACUUUAAACACUGACAUUAAAGUACAGAAAGAUGAUCUGAUAUUGUGGAACUUUGGACUUCGAGAAGCUCGUAUAGCUGAGAUCUAUAAGCAGACGACUGAUAUUCAAAACAGUUAUGAGACAUUUGGAGACAGACUCCAGAUGGACAGUCAAACUGGAUCUCUGACCAUCAGAAACAUCAGAACUGAUCACUCUGGACUUUAUAAACUACAGAUCGGCAGAAGCAAAGAAACAUCAUACAGGAGAUUCAAUGUUACUGUCUAUGCUCAUCUCCCCAUUCCUGUCAUCAUCAGUAACUCUUUAAACUGUUCAUCAUCAUCAUCAUCAUCAGGAUCAUCAGUGUCCAGAUGUUCAUUGCUGUGUUCAGCUGUGAAUGUGAGUCAUGUGACUCUCUCCUGGUACAAAGGAAACAGUUUAUUGUCCAGCAUCAGUGUGUCUGAUCUCAGCAUCAGUCUCUCUCUACCUCUGGAGGUGGAAUAUCAGGAUAAAAACACCUACAGCUGUGUGAUCAACAAUCCCAUCAGAAACCAGACUCAACAUCUGGACAACAUCAGUCAACACUGUCACACAUGUGCAGACUUAUACCUUCUUUCUGAGGGUGUGAUUCCUUCACUGAUUUAUGCUCUGGUGGGAAUGUCUGCUGUUGCUGUACUUGUUUAUUACGCCAGAUCCAGACAAAGAAAGUUGAGCAAUUGUCUACUUUAUGUGAAUGAGAGGUGAAAACAUCCAUUUCAUCUCUGAAUAAAUUGUAAAAUUAGGCUAAAUGCAUUUUACACCAAAAACAAAAGAUGCAGGGCAAUGGAACACCGGAGCAGCACGAAGAACACUUUCGGUGUGAAUAACAACUAUUCACAUGACACAUAAUAGCCUAAUAGCCUAUAAUCUUUUUUUCUAAAUGAUUGUAUUUAUGUCUGUCCUGCAGCACAAACCACAUCCCUG